UUUAAAUUACAAAUCAAUUAUUUUCUAAAUACUAUAUCAGCGAUGGACGGCAGAGUCAGAGGUCUUGAUAAGAGAGAAUCAAGUCUGUUGUUUAGAGAGAUUGUGCCUCCUCAUGGCUGGUCUGAGGAUCAGAAUAAUCAUUAUUUGAAGAUAACUCUUCCUGGUUUCAAACAACCGGAUGUGAUGCUUCAAAUCGACAAGUAUGGCCAUCUCGUGGUACGUGGGGAGAGACAAUUGAGUGGACACAAGUUUGUUUCCUUUUAUGAAACUUUUAAACUGCCUCAAAAUAUAAAUAUUGAAGAGACCAGUGGAAUAUUUGAAGAUGGUGAAAUUUUUUGCAUCACUCUUCCAAAGCUAUCAGAAUUAGAACAAAGACGAAUGAGACCAGUACGAGAUCAAUACGAGAAACCCUACUCAACCAACAGGGAUAUUGGACAAUCAAUGAGAACACCUGAAUCAAAUGACUCCAAUAUUCGUAAUAACCAGAGCCCGAAAAUACCUGAUGAAUUCAUUGAUCCAGAAGUACAAAAGCCUAUAGAUAGUGAUGCGAAGUCAAAGAUGAAAAUGUGGAGUUUCGUAGGGUUAAUUGUAAUUUUACUUAUUGUUAUUGUUGUUCCCAUAUCAAUAAAGUUACACAAGUGAUGAAGUUAAAGUUCAGCAUAAGAAAAUAAUGAUAAUAAUAUUAAUAAUGUAACAUAUUACAUAU
Molecule: messenger RNA, 706 nt
Organism: Olea europaea var. sylvestris
Lineage: Eukaryota; Viridiplantae; Streptophyta; Magnoliopsida; Lamiales; Oleaceae
Exons: 2
Coding region: 43-642 (199 amino acids)
Source: RefSeq, a predicted model, not a curated record